Messenger RNA from Triticum aestivum (bread wheat), 3267 nucleotides. RefSeq names its product protein Rf1, mitochondrial. The transcript has 2 exons. NCBI's taxonomy places the organism in Eukaryota, Viridiplantae, Streptophyta, Magnoliopsida, Poales, Poaceae. The coding region runs from base 1 to 2430 and encodes 809 amino acids. The record is from RefSeq and is a predicted model, not a curated record. Gene Ontology annotation, molecular function: protein binding; mRNA binding.
AUGGAAAAAGCAUUAGCCCGUCUCGCCUCCCGCUCCGAGUACAGGACCUACCUACACACCAAGGCCAUGCCUCGCUUCUCCUCAACCACGCCAAUGGCGCCACCCCGCCUCCUCCUCCGACUCGGUGCCCGCCACUCCUCCUCCACCUCUCAUCCCUCACGCAUCUGGGAUCCCCACGCCGCCUUCGCCGCCGCCGCAGACCGCGCGCGCUCUGGCAACCUCACCCCGGAGGACGCACACCACCUGUUCGACGAAUUGCUGCGGCAGGGCAAUCCUGUCCAGGAGCGUCCCUUGAAUAACUUUCUGGCUGCCCUCGCCCGCGCGCCCGCGUCUGCAUCCUGCAGUGAUUGCCCCGCCCUGGCCGUUGCCCUCUUCGGCCGCAUAUCCCAAGGCGCCGGACGACGGGUGGCGCAGCCAACGGCCUGCACCUACGGCAUCCUCAUGGACUGCUGCUGCCGCGCACACCGCCUCGAUCUGGCGUUCGCUUUCUUCGCCCGUCUCCUCAGGACGGGACUUAAGGCAGACCAAGUCGUCUUCAGCACCCUCCUGAAGGGCCUUUGCCACGCAAAGCGGGCAGAUGAGGCUCUGGACGUGCUGCUUGACAGGAUGCCUGAGCUGGGCUGCACCCCUGACGUGGUGGCGUAUAACACGGUCAUCCAUGGCUUCUUUAGGGAAGGCCAAGUAGGCAAGGCGUGCGAUCUGUUCCAUGAAAUGGCGCAGCAGGGCGUUACACCUGAUGUGGUGACAUAUAACUCGGUUAUUGAUGCGCUGUGCAAGGCCAAAGCAAUGGACAAGGCAGAGUAUUUCCUUGGUCAGAUGGUUGAUAGUGGUGUCGUACCUAAUAAUGUGACAUAUAAUAGCCUCAUCCAUGGAUAUUCCUCUUCAGGCCAUUCAAAGGAGGCGGUCAGGGUGCUGAAAAAAAUGACAAGUCAGGGUAUUAUACCAGAUGUUUUUACUUGCAACUCGCUCAUGGCCUCCCUUUGCAACAACAGAAAAAGCAAAGAAGCUGCAGAAAUUUUUCACUCCAUGGCCAUGAAGGGCCUGAAACCUGACAUCGUCUCGUACAGUACUCUGCUUCACGGGUAUGCCACCGAAGGAUGCUUAGUUGAUAUGACUAAUCUCUUCAAUUCGAUGACUAGAGAUGGUAUUCGGCCUGACUGUCACACUUUGAACAUACUGAUUAAUGCAUAUGCUAAAUCUGGCAUGAUGGAUGAGGCUAUGCUUAUAUUUAAAGGAAUGCGGAAACAAGGAGUGAGUCCAGAUCUAGUCACCUAUUCAACCUUAAUACAUGCAUUCUGCAGAAAUGGUAGGUUGGACGAUGCUGUGAUAAAGUUUAAUCAGAUGAUUGAUACAGGAGUACGACCGGAUGCAUCUGUUUAUUGUUCCCUAAUCCAGGGUUUUUGUACACAUGGCGAUUUGGUGAAAUCAAAGGAAUUGGUUACUGAAAUGAGGAACAAAGGUAUGCGCCCUCCUGAUAUUAAGGUCUUCCAUUCGGCGAUGCAGAACCUAUGCACGGAAGGAAGGGUAACAAAAGCACGGGAUAUCCUUGACUUGAUGGUGCACAUAGGUAUGAGGCCUGAUGUUUUCACAUUUAGUUUACUGAUCGGUGGAUACUGCUUAGUCUGGAAGAUGGAGGAUGCAUCAAAAAUAUUUGAUGAUAUGGUGUCAUAUGGUCUAGAACCGUCUAAUAUUACAUAUGGUAUACUUAUUAAUGGCUAUUGCAAAAACAAAAGGAUUGACGAUGGGCUGAUUCUAUUCAAAACAAUGUUGCACAAGGGACUUAAACCUACAACUUUUAAUUAUAACAUCAUACUGGAUGGAUUAUUUCUGGCUGGACGAACAGUUGCUGCAAAAGAGAAGUUUAAUGAGAUGGUUGAAUCUGGAGUAAGUGUGUGCAUUGAUACAUGCUCUAUAGUUCUUGGUGGACUUUGUAAAAAUAGCUGCAGUAGCGAAGCGAUCACCCUGUUCCAGAAAUUAAGCACAAUGAAUGUGAAAUUUGAUAUUACAGUUGUCAAUAUCAUUAUUGGUGCAUUCUACAGGGUCAAGAGAAACCAAGAGGCUAAGGAUUUGUUUGCUGCUAUACUAGCCAAUGGCUUGGUUCCUAAUGCUGUUACCUACACCAUAAUGAUGACAAAUCUUAUAAAAGAAGGUUCAGUGGAAGAAGCUGACUAUCUUUUCUUAUCGAUGGAGAAAAGCGGCUGUACUGCCAACUCAUGCAUGUUAAAUCAUAUCAUCAGAAGGUUACUGGAAAAAGGAGAGAUAGUCAAGGCUGGAAAUUAUAUGUCUAAAGUUGAUGCAAAGAGCUUUUCACUUGAAGCUAAAACUGUUUCACUGCUGAUCUCUCUGUUUUCAAGGAAAGGGAAAUAUAGAGAACACAUCAAAUUGCUGCCUACAAAGUAUCAGUUUCUGGAAGAAGCCACAGUUGAAUAGUUGGUACAUGAUAUCUGAAAUUUUAACUUGUAUCGUUUGCCAUGGGUCCAUCUGCUUGUACAACAAAUGCAUUUUCUGUAUGUAAAUAGGAAGUCAGUUUCGAACAAGCUAUCAGGAUGAUGCAAAGAGUACAAUUCAGUUGCACCACCAAUAAAAAGACAGAACUAGGCCUGCCAAAACAAAACCAAAUCAAAACUCAAACAGAAGGAGCAAGAUUGUUUUUUGAAGCUGUACAGUCUGCUAGCAAAACACCUACGGGAGACCGUCAGGCGGGGCAUGUAUUGGCUGGCGUCUAAGCGCCUUUGUUCCUUCCAGCAUCCAUGGCUUAGCCUCACAUGAAAUCGAGUCAACCAAUUCCUGUCGGUUUUGGGUGGCUCCAUUGAAGAUGCAAUCAUUUUCAGCCGCCAGAUAUGCAUGGUCAGAUUAAUUAGCGAGAGUGCCCCUUUUGUCUGGUUGGAGAAAGAUUUCGAAGAAGCUGAGCAGCAACAGGAGCUUGACCGACUUGUUCUCACCGAAGCCAGUUUGAGGGGGCGGAGUCUGAUGGAUUUUGGUGAGCUUCGCCAUGGUUUUCUCUUCUGUUCCUUGGUGCAGGGCCUGAUGGAAUUAUGCUGAACUGUAACAUUUAAUUACUACAAAACAGUUUUUUUUGUAGUUGUUCGUUGUAUAACCACGGAAUCCCAUUAUCUUAUUAUAUUCAUUGUCUUUUUUUCUUAUGUUACCUGAGCUCAAGUUCAGCCUGUUCUUUUUUCCUCAUAAUAGUUCAUUACUCACUGAGAAGUGAAGGUCUUAGACCUGAUUUUUUUUGUACUAAUUUCCGAAGCAGAACUGUUCUUUGAG